UAAAUCAAUAGACUACAAUAGAGUGGUGGUGGUAUGAUGGAACCUUAUGACUGUACUUUAUGCAUGCAUUGUUCCCAGCUGAUCUCACUCAAGAUGAAUGCAGUUGAGGAAGGAAAACCGUGGAAUAUGCAGGAGAUGAAUGAGAGCAUGAUUUUCCAGCAGAAUGAUCUGUUUCCCUCAGCAUUCCCAACGAUGGAGGAGAUUCGCAGACAGGGUAAACUGUGUGAUGUAGUGCUAAAGAUCGAUGAUCAAUCAUUUAGUGCCCAUAAAAUUGUGUUAGCUUCCACCAUUCCCUAUUUUAAUGCAAUGUUUACAACAGAUAUGGUUGAGAGUCGACAGCAAGAGAUUCAAAUGCAAGGAAUCGAAUCAUGUGCGCUGGAAGCUUUGAUUAACUUUGCGUAUUCGGGACGAGUGAUUCUAGAUAAGAACAAUGUGCAGAACAUAAUGAUUGGAGCGUCUUUUCUGCAGCUGAACAAAGUGCGAGAUGCGUGCGCUAGUUACCUAUUGCAGAGACUACAUCCACAGAAUGCGCUUGGUAUAAGACAAUUUGCUGAUACUCUUGGAUGCACAAUGUUGGUUGAGUCCACCGAUAAAUACAUUGAGCAAUGCUUCCCAGAGGUUUCUCUGUCUGAGGAAUAUUUGAAUCUGGCGCUGUUUGAGGUCAAGAGUUUGCUGCAGAGGAAUGACUUGAAGGUGGAAUCUGAAGAGCAGGUUUUCGAUGCUUGCAUGAGAUGGGUUAAGCUGGAUGAGAAGAGAUUUCCCUGUUUGCCUGAGCUCUUGUCUCAGGUGAGGCUUCCGCUGCUUUCACCCUUGUAUCUGACUGAUAGAGUAGCCACUGAGGAGCUGAUCAGGACGUCACACCAAUGCCGAGAUUUGCUGGAUGAGGCUAGGGUUUACCAUUUAAUACCAGAGAGGAGACAUUUGCUGCAAAGCUUUCGUACGAAGCAGAGGACUUGCGAAGUGCGCGGACAAAUGUACGUAGUUGGCGGCUUAAAUCAGCACGGGGAUUCAUUGAGCACUGUUGAAUAUUACGAUCCAAAGUCGGAUUCUUGGAUACUGGCGCCCUGCAUGUCCAUUCUGAGGUCGCGUUUAGGUGUGGCCGUGCAUUGCGGGAAACUUUACGCCUUUGGUGGAUACAACGGAAGGGACCGAUUGGCAAGCGUCGAAGUCUACGAUGCCAUCAAGAAGGAAUGGACUAUGAUUGAUUCGAUGCAAUCGAAGAGAAGUGCGCUCGGUGCAACCUCUUUGGGUGAUCUGAUUUACGUAUGCGGCGGAUACGACGGCGUAACUUCUUUGAAUUCCGUGGAAAGGUAUGAGCCAAAGUCCAACAGUUGGACCUCCCUUGCUCCCAUGAACAAAUCCAGAAGUGCUGGAUCUUUAGUCGCUUGCCAAGGAUACAUUUACGCUUUGGGAGGACACGACGGACUUUCAAUAUUCGAUUCCGUGGAGAGGUAUGAUCCAAACUCCAACACCUGGACCGAAUCGAAACCAAUGCUGACCAAAAGAUGUCGACUAGGAGUGGCUACGUUGGAUGGCAAGUUGUACGCUUGCGGAGGUUACGAUGGUAGCACGUUUUUGCAGACAGUGGAGAUGUUUGAUCCAAUUACCAAUAAGUGGGCUUUUGUUGCUCCGAUGCACGCGAAACGAAGCAGAGUCGCGUUGACGGCAAACAUGGGUAAACUGUGGGCCGUCGGCGGAUACGAUGGUAUUUCGAAUCUCGUCUCCGUGGAGGUUUACAAUCCGCGCACCGACUCUUGGACUUUCAGCAGGAACAUGACCGUCCAUGAGGGCGGCGUAGGGCUGGGCGUGAUAUCCGUCCCAUGAAUUAUACGACAAUUCAUCGUCAGCGAUUGGCCGCUCACUUAGUUUCAUCUCGAAAAAAACGAAUUUACUUUUAUUCAGUUCGUCUUCGCCAAUCGACGAUGCAAUUGUCACAAAUCAAAUCGUAUGAAAAGUGUUUAAUCUCUUCGUAUUAGGAUUAUCCGUUUUUAUUUUCCGUUUGAUCUGAGCGUGUGUUUGUUAAGGCUGAUUUAUUCUAAUUGAAGUGCUCAGUGAUCGGAACGUUUUACCAAUUUGUUUUUUCCCCCGUGCCAUUUAAAUCUCCAAAUUGUAAACAUAAUCAAAAUAAUUAUAAUAAUCAGCAUUUCCAUUCUCGAUUUAAUUAAAUCACAAUACAACUCGACGAUGGAAUUGCUCGAAUUUAGUAUGUAGGAUUUUAAUCUAUGGACGAGAAUUCUUCCAUUGACUUACAUUUUUUUCUUUCUUAGCAUUAAUACUAACAUAUUUAUGAUGGUAAAGUUAACUUUAAUGUGAUUCUUUAUGUCGUAUUUGUUAUGGUGAUGAUAAUGCCAAUAACCGAUGCUUAAGAAAUAUCCACUAUUUUUUAAGCUGUUUAUUUAUGUAUAUUUAUUGAAAAUCAAAAUGUAUUCGACCGGAGUCUUCUCCACAAAACUUAUAUUUAUUCUAAUUGUAGACGCAUGUCAGUUGAAAUGCAGUUGAAAGUUCAUUGUAAUCACGUACGUGCUAAUUAUAGGAAACAAUGUGUACAAUGCUUGCGGCUAAACAAAGUGAAUUUAUUUAGGGAAUUCUCUUUUAAACCGGAAAGUGGAGAAAGAAGAUGAGAAAAAAAACUUUACAAAACUUAAGGAAAUAAUAUAUUUACAACAUUUAUUUUCUUAUUUCAUCUAAUGUAUGUAAUGAGCUGCUGUUAAGUUUAUUCUAUUUUUGAACAUUAUUCUUAGGACUUAUCGAGAUAUCAAGUAUGUAAUAUAAAAUGGAAUUACAUUUUAUAAUAAUAAACGUUAUACUCCAUAU
Nicrophorus vespilloides is the source of this 2814-nucleotide messenger RNA. RefSeq names its product kelch-like protein 18 (gene KLHL18). The transcript is spliced from 8 exons. Bases 34 to 1824 code for a protein of 596 amino acids. The record is from RefSeq and is a predicted model, not a curated record. Gene Ontology annotation, molecular function: protein binding. NCBI's taxonomy places the organism in Eukaryota, Metazoa, Arthropoda, Insecta, Coleoptera, Silphidae.